GUCCUCCACGAACCGAACGGCAUGAAGCUAGCAAUCACCGCCGCUCUCUCAGCGGCCUUCGUCGCACUGCUUCUGGGAGAGGUGCAGGGAUACAUUUUCGACCAAAUACUUUGGAUGUCCGACGACUGUUGGGUGGAGUGCACUGGGAAUUCCACCUUCUGCGCCGAUGACGGCCAGACCUACGAAGACUGCUCUAAAGAUUAUUUAUUCAGAUGCUACUACAAUGGCACCCGAAAGAUAUACGACAGUCCCUGCCCCGCAGACUGGAAUGAAACCUACGUUACGGAGCGAGGCACAAUACAAGAACCUUUCGCGUACGAAUCUUGGGUGGACUACUAAUCAUUCCAGAUUCCCCGGCUACGAUGACCUGAGGUGACCUUUGCAGCAUCUCACCAUUAGAUUAUUCCAGCACAGAGGCACUUGAUAUCAUCCCAGAUCUCUCUCCAGUCACAUUAUGUUUAUCCACUUACACUUGGAUUUUUGCUGGUAUGGCACCAGGACCAACAUAUAAUGAAUGUAGUUUUAUGUGUCAAAUUCCCCUGAUCAUAGCAAUGAGGUAUUGACUGAAAUGCCUGUUGCCAAAGCAUCAAAUAAAUAAAGCAUCACAGCAAUAA
Molecule: messenger RNA, 614 nt
Organism: Macrobrachium nipponense
Lineage: Eukaryota; Metazoa; Arthropoda; Malacostraca; Decapoda; Palaemonidae
Exons: 4
Coding region: 22-339 (105 amino acids)
Source: RefSeq, a predicted model, not a curated record